This is a messenger RNA of Condylura cristata (star-nosed mole), 2083 nucleotides long. RefSeq names its product nuclear transcription factor Y, gamma (gene NFYC). The coding region runs from base 300 to 1307 and encodes 335 amino acids. The transcript has 10 exons. Lineage: Eukaryota; Metazoa; Chordata; Mammalia; Eulipotyphla; Talpidae. Gene Ontology annotation, cellular component: CCAAT-binding factor complex; nucleus. Gene Ontology annotation, molecular function: protein heterodimerization activity; DNA-binding transcription activator activity, RNA polymerase II-specific; DNA binding. The record is from RefSeq and is a predicted model, not a curated record. Gene Ontology annotation, biological process: regulation of DNA-templated transcription.
GAUCUUAUUCCACUUCAGUCUCUCGGAGCCUUCUCAAUUCUCGCGAGACUUGAAACGACUCAGCUUCUGCGCAUUACAAGACACUGAGAGUCAGGGAGCCAAGGGAGGGGGGAGGGGAAGAGGGGGGAGACGGUGCAAACGGCGUGGCCGCCAUCUUGUUUGUACCCCCGCUUCGCGCGCGCUCCGUUCUCCGUGACGCACACUUCCCCCUCCCCUCCGCAGUGUCCAGGGCCCUGCAUUGCUCGACUUAGCAGGAGCGACUCCAGCUCUUCCCUGGACUCCUGAGCAGAGUUGUCAAAAUGUCCACAGAAGGUGGAUUUGGUGGUACUAGCAGCAGUGAUGCCCAGCAAAGCCUACAGUCCUUUUGGCCUCGUGUCAUGGAAGAAAUCCGGAAUUUAACAGUGAAAGAUUUCCGAGUACAGGAGCUCCCACUGGCUCGUAUUAAGAAGAUUAUGAAAUUGGAUGAAGACGUAAAGAUGAUCAGUGCAGAAGCCCCUGUGCUCUUUGCCAAGGCAGCCCAGAUUUUUAUCACAGAGUUGACUCUUCGAGCCUGGAUCCACACAGAGGACAACAAGCGACGCACUCUACAGAGGAAUGAUAUCGCCAUGGCAAUUACAAAAUUUGAUCAGUUUGACUUUCUCAUCGAUAUUGUUCCAAGAGAUGAACUGAAACCUCCAAAGCGUCAGGAGGAGGUGCGCCAGUCUGUGACUCCUGCUGAGCCUGUCCAGUACUACUUCACGCUGGCUCAGCAGCCCACCGCCGUCCAAGUCCAGGGGCAGCAGCAAGGCCAGCAGACCACCAGCUCCACAACCACCAUCCAGCCAGGCCAGAUCAUCAUCGCACAGCCACAGCAAGGCCAGACCACACCUGUGACCAUGCAGGUUGGAGAAGGUCAGCAGGUACAGAUUGUCCAGGCCCAGCCACAAGGUCAAGCCCAGCAGGCCCAGAGUGGGACUGGACAGACCAUGCAGGUGAUGCAGCAGAUCAUCACGAACACGGGAGAGAUCCAGCAGAUCCCGGUGCAGCUGAACGCUGGCCAGCUGCAGUAUAUUCGCUUAGCCCAGCCUGUAUCAGGCACCCAAGUUGUGCAGGGACAGAUCCAGACGCUUGCCACCAAUGCUCAACAGAUCACACAGACUGAGGUCCAGCAAGGACAGCAGCAGUUCAGCCAGUUCACAGAUGGACAGCAGCUCUACCAGAUCCAGCAAGUGACCAUGCCUGCCGGCCAGGACCUCGCCCAGCCCAUGUUCAUCCAGUCAGCCAACCAGCCCUCCGAUGGGCAGGCCUCCCAGGUGACCGCCGACUGAGGCCUGAGCUGGCAAGGUCAAGGACACCCAACACAGUUUUUGCCAUAUAGCCCCUGGGCAAGGGGCACAGCCUCCCUCCCCAGAGGACCGGGUGGACCUCAGCGCCUCCUGCGGGCUAGGACACUGGUGCACUGCGCCCCCGUCUGGGGCCGAGAUUCUCCAACAGAAAGAUGCAAUAUUUUUUAUUUCCUUUUUCCACUUUUUCUCCAAGGAAUCAAUAUUUCAAUAUGUGAGCUGUGUGUCCAAUUCUAUGAAAUGAAAAUAUUAAAUAACAUAUUUAUGGCAUUUUCUUGAAGAGUGUUGUUGAAGAAAUACUUUCUUUUGUUUUCCUUGUUUAGUUCCUACUGGCAUUUCUUUUUAGGAGCAGAUCUGUUCAGGGUGUAUGUUAUCUCCUGAGUCUUGGGGCAGGUGGGUGCCCGAGGAUUGGCCUCCUUGCCCUGCCCUCAGAUUAAAUUAGGUGAGUGUGUGUCGCCUCUUUCUCACCCGUGGUCCUCUUCCUGUGCCCCGUUGCCCCGGGGCUUUGUGUACUUGCAUCCAGGAUCCAGCGGUCGUGGAAACAUUCCCGAUUUAGGAGAUGAACUCAUUUGCCAAGGAGAGUAAGUGGUUUCAUUCCCAAACCUUCUCUCCUAGGGGCCUGAGGAGACUAGAACUUUGUGCGUUGGCUUCCCUCCCCCCGUUUUUUAUUUCAUUUUUAAAAUGCAUUAAAAAUUGUGCUAGUCUCCUUUGCUGCAUGGACUUCAAACUGCAUGAAAUGCAAUAAAUUUCAUUUUAGAUAA